CGGGCGUCCACAUCGGUGCACGUGUAUGACUGGUUCUCGCCCUGACAGGCCUGCGGCUGGCGCGGCUGCCUGGGGGCGCCGAGCUGGCCAGGGCAGCGCUGGCAGAGGUGUUGGCUGAUGGGCCAGGCCUGGGCGGGCUGCCGCAGGGCACGCUGGAGCUCGGGGUUGGCUUCUGGGCGUCGCGGGCCUUCGUGAAGCUGCGGCGGAAGUACGCCACGCGGGCGCGGGCGCGGCGCGCCUGGGACAUGGUGCGGCCGCAGCGGUACCCCAACGUGAAGCCGCUUGAGCUGUUCCCCUGCUGCCACAAGCUGAUCCGCCGUGCCACCGACUUGUUCGGCCUGGCGCCGCAACCGGCAGCGGCCUUGAACGUCAUCCUGCGGAGGUACUUGCCAGGCGACUGGCUUGGGCGGCACGUCGACGACGUGAGGAUGUUCGCGGAGCCUGUGUUCUCCACGGUGCUGGAGGUCGGGGGCCCACGGGACGGCUUGAUCUUCACGCUGCCCGAGUCAGAGCACGGGCUGGAGGCGGGGCUGAGUUUCGCUUCUGGUUGCCGUAUGCCGCUCUCCCCGUGCAUGGGCGCCUCCUUCUGCUCCUCCCCUCCCCUCGUCGUCGUGUUCGUCCACUGCUGCAGCUCUGCCUCCUCUCCCGCUGUUGGCCCUGGUUCUCCCGUGCUGGAACGUGUCCUCGCGAGCGAUCGGGAGUUGGCUACCCACUCUCCGGCCACGCUGUAUUACAGUUACACCUACGUACACCUACGUUGGUCGUUGAGACAUGUUCCUUCGCGCCGCUAUUUGACCGGUAAUAUUGUAGCAACCACAAUGCUCAUUGUUACCCCAUCCGUUGCCUGAUGCCAUGAUCCACAUGCACUGUUGUAGUGUAGUGUUCUACUAGAUGUAUGCUGACUUGCAUGGCGAUUGUCGGAUGCGUACGUUCCCG
Prorocentrum cordatum is the source of this 936-nucleotide messenger RNA. The record is from the annotation of a GenBank genome assembly. NCBI's taxonomy places the organism in Eukaryota, Dinophyceae, Prorocentrales, Prorocentraceae.